Molecule: messenger RNA, 2160 nt
Organism: Cherax quadricarinatus
Lineage: Eukaryota; Metazoa; Arthropoda; Malacostraca; Decapoda; Parastacidae
Source: RefSeq, a predicted model, not a curated record
CUCAGGGUAAGUCCAGGGUCACAAAGUGUCUGGGGGUAUAUAUAGUGGAGGAGAGAGGUGGUUCCUCAUCACCAACAUGAAGGUCUUGGUGUUCUGUGCUCUAGUGGCUGCUGCCGCUGCUUGGCCCAACUUUGGCUUCGUGAACGACGGUACUGGUGGGGCAUCUGACGCACAAAAACAGCAUGACGUGAAUUAUCUGCUGUUCAAAGUAUAUGAAGACGUACGUGAUGAAAACCUCCAUAAGCUUGGCGAGACCUUCGACCCUGAAGCUGACACAUCACACUAUUCUGACAAUGGAGAAGCUGUUCACAAGCUAGUAAAGGAACUGAAGGACCACAGGCUGCUCCAACAGAAACACUGGUUCUCCCUCUUUAAUACACGACAGCGUGAAGAAGCACUUCUGCUCUAUGACGUAUUGGAACACAGCAAUGACUGGCAAACAUUUGUGAGCAAUGCUGCAUAUUUCAGAAAUCAUGUUAAUGAAGGAGAAUUUGUUUAUGCUUUGUAUGCAGCAGUCAUCCACUCUUCACUUACCAAAAACGUUGUACUGCCACCACUUUACGAGGUCACUCCACACUUGUUCACAAACAGUGAAGUUAUCCAGGAAGCCUACCAUGCCAAAAUGACUCAAACACCUGGUAAAUUCAGAUCCCACUUUACUGGUAGCAAAAAGAACCCCGAGCAACGUGUAGCAUAUUUCGGCGAAGAUAUUGGCUUGAAUACCCACCAUGUUACUUGGCACUUGGAGUUCCCAUUCUGGUGGAACGACAAACAUGAAGGAUAUCACCUGGAUCGUAAGGGUGAAAACUUCUUCUGGGUACAUCACCAGCUCACUGUUCGCUUUGAUGCUGAACGUCUUUCCAAUCACUUGGAUCCCGUGAAUGAACUUCACUGGGAAGCAACCAUCGAGGAGGGUUUCGCUCCCCAUACAACUUAUAAGUAUGGCGGUGAAUUCCCAUCUCGUCCUGAUAAUAUUCACUUUGAGGAUGUCGACGGUAUUGCUCAUAUUCGUGACUUGAUUAUUCUUGAGAACCGUAUUCGUGAUGCGAUUGCCCAUGGAUAUGUUACAGCUCAUGAUGGAUCCACUGUUGAUAUAAACAACUCCCACGGAAUUGAUGUCCUUGGUGAUGUCAUUGAAUCGUCAACAUACAGCCCUAAUGUUGAGUACUAUGGUUCUCUCCACAACACAGCUCACAUAGUGCUAGGCCGCCAAGGAGAUCCACAUGGGAAAUAUGACUUACCUCCUGGAGUACUGGAACACUUUGAAACUUCCACUCGCGACCCAGCAUUCUUUAGAUUACAUAAAUAUAUGGAUAACAUCUUCAGGGAACACAAGGAUAGUCUUACUCCCUACACCAAAGAAGAGUUAGAGUUCAGUGGAGUUGCUAUUGAUGGUGUUUCAAUUGAUGGCCCUCUAGAAACUUUCUUUGAGGAUUUCGAAUAUAACUUAGUCAAUGCUGUAGAUGACACACCUCAAGUUGCAGAUGUUGCUAUCUCUACUGUUGUGUCACGUCUUAACCAUAAGGACUUUUCAUUCAAAAUUGAUGUUAACAACAAUAAUGAUCACGAAGUACUGGCAACAGUCCGUAUCUUCGCCUGGCCACACAAUGACAACAAUGAUAUUCCCUACUCAUUCAACGAGGGACGCUGGAGAGCCAUCGAGCUAGACAGGUUCUGGACAAAAUUGAGUCCUGGAGUGAACCACAUCGUUCGCAAGUCUACUGAGUCAGCAGUGACUGUUCCUGACGUACCCAGUUUCGAUUCUCUAAUAGAGCGAACUGAGGCCGCACUUUCGGCUGGUAGUAGCGAAGUCGACAUUCAUGAAUUUGUGAGUGCAGUUGGAGUGCCCAACAGGUUCUUGAUCCCCAAGGGUAACUCAGAAGGUCUGGAGUUCGAGCUGGUGGUGGCUGUGACAGACGGCAAAGCCGAUGCUGCUGUAGAAGGUCUGCAUGAAAACACCGUUUUCAAUCACUAUGGCUACCACGGAGUGUAUCCCGACAACCGACCACACGGUUAUCCCCUGGAUCGUCGUGUAGAUGAUGAACGCAUCUUCCACGACCUUUCCAAUUUCCACCAACAUACAGUCAAGAUCUACAAUCAUUAAAUUUGAAGAUAAAAGAUCUCGACAAUAAUAUGCAAUAAAAUUUUGAAAAUAAUGAA